CUCUUUCCCUAAGGCACAGGCAGCCCCAGCAGGAUGUUUAAGAAGGUCACCCAGUCCAUAGUGAACCAGAUGGAUCCAGGGGGAGACCUGGUCCCAGUUCGCAGCAUCUUGGACCAGGAGCACUUCCAACCCCUCUGCCUGGUGAGGAGAAAAAGGAAAGCCAUGUUCCAGCCAUCCCCCUGCUACAAACAGACCUGGUACAGGCUGGAGGAUGUGCUGCUGCCUGCAGGAGCUGACAACAGGUCCCUGCUCCCCAGUGGAGCUGGUCAGGGCUCCCAGCAGUUCACAGUCCAAAGAACCACCAGUGACAAGGUGGAUGGGAGCCUGAACAUCAACAUUGACUCCACCAACAUGGAGAUCAGAGGAGCUGCCUCCUCCUCCAAAGGGUGGACCAUCAAGCUGCAGAAGAACCACAUCCCAGUGCCACAGCUGGAGGCAGUGAAAGCAGAAAGGAAGGUGAACAUGCAGCACUCCUUCAUCCAGCAGCUGCAGAGAGCAGGCCAGGACCUGUAUGUGGUCCAUGAGUCCAUAGAGACCUCGGAGGAGGCCAACUGCGAGGAGUCCGCCGCGGCCCAGGGCAGCCUCCUGGCCCAGCUCUACGCCAAGUUCUGUGCCAAGGGCACCUGGGAGAGCAAGCAAAGCAUCACCAUCCCCAAGGGCUGCACCCUGGCUUUCAAGGCCAUCCAGCUGGCCAUCGCCGGCGGCCCGUGGAAAGUCCAAAGGAGCUGUGGAGCUCUCCUGCCAGUGGCUCCUCAUCUGCCUGCCAUAUUUCUGAAGGCCAUCAAAGCUGUGAUGAGAGACAGGAAGCUCUUUGAGGAGCUGAGCCACAAGAUGGAUGCAGUUCUUGGUGGAGCUGACAGCAGUGUGCUGCAAACAGCAAGCUCAGACUUAGAGGAGCUGCUGAGCAUCUUCCAGCACCCCUCAGGACAGCCCAGGCUGGCAGCAGCCCUUGCCUACACUCUGGAUGCUUUGGAAGAGCUCACAGAGGAUCAGCUGCUGCUGCUGCUGGAGUCCUUGGACAAGGAGAUGGUGUCCCAGCAGCUCGAGAUGGUUUCAGGCACCCUGGCACAGGAGGGGACGUGGAGGCCUUUCAACAUGGCCAACUUCUUGAGCUCCUUCUCCCAGGAGGAACAAGCACUGCUCACAGCCAUGGCUGAGAAGAGUGGGGUGGCACUCCAGGAGGAUGGCUCUGCUGUCUUGCCAGAAAAAGCCUUCCCAGCUGUGGCAGCCCUGUAUGCAUCUCUCUCUGUCCUUGACUUCCUGAGCAACUGAGCCCAGGCUGUGGCCUGAUUUAAAGGCCACCAGCACAGCUGAAAGCCUCUGACUGCAAUCCAGUUUCUCUACUCUUUACCCCUCCCCAGGUGACA
This is a messenger RNA of Dryobates pubescens (Downy woodpecker), 1367 nucleotides long. Its product is annotated as gasdermin-A. NCBI's taxonomy places the organism in Eukaryota, Metazoa, Chordata, Aves, Piciformes, Picidae. The transcript is spliced from 8 exons. The record is from RefSeq and is a predicted model, not a curated record. Bases 34 to 1272 code for a protein of 412 amino acids. Gene Ontology annotation, molecular function: phosphatidylinositol-4,5-bisphosphate binding; phosphatidylinositol-4-phosphate binding; phosphatidylserine binding. Gene Ontology annotation, biological process: pyroptotic inflammatory response; defense response to bacterium.